Molecule: messenger RNA, 370 nt
Organism: Orussus abietinus
Lineage: Eukaryota; Metazoa; Arthropoda; Insecta; Hymenoptera; Orussidae
Product: cuticle protein 38
Exons: 2
Coding region: 55-354 (99 amino acids)
Source: RefSeq, a predicted model, not a curated record
CACAGUACCUCGUUCCCUACCUUGCAGAGCACUUGCAAGCACCCAGCCAUCGCCAUGUACAAGUUGUUCGCAAUCCUCGCCCUGGUGGCCGCAGUCAGUGCAGCCCCUGCACCUGCACCUGGAAUCCUGGCAGCUCCUGCAGUUGCGGUACCAGCUGUUUCAGCUGUUGCUGCACCAAUUGUCACAGCUUCCAGCAGCCAGUACGUCGCCAGGAACUACAACACCCUUGCUGCUGCUCCUCUCGCCUAUGCUGCACCCAUCGCUGCAGCUGCACCCCUGGCGUACAGCAAACCCAUCAUUGCACCUGCAUACGGCGCCUAUGCUGCAUAUGCCGCCCCCUCUUACUACAUCUGAUCGAAUCGACCCUGAC